UUAGUAAAAAUAUGGGGGCACUUUGAUUCCCUUUACCAUUUGAUCAACACUGAUUCAGAGGAAAAUGGAGACCUUAACCUUGAAGUCUUCGAAAAAUCGAAGGAGUUUGUUGAACACUUUUGCUCCCUUGGUGAAAAGAGAGUUGGGUACAACAAAGCAAGAGUGACACCACAUAUGCAUGCCCUCUGCUACCAUGUCCCAUGCUUCAUCAAAAACUACAAAUCCUUCAAGCAGUUCACUGGACAGGGUGUUGAAAAAAACGACGUCGCCAAACGAAUUUUUUUUCCAAAAGUUGAACAAAUGGGAUGCAGCUAG
Pocillopora meandrina is the source of this 315-nucleotide messenger RNA. The record is from the annotation of a GenBank genome assembly. NCBI's taxonomy places the organism in Eukaryota, Metazoa, Cnidaria, Anthozoa, Scleractinia, Pocilloporidae.